AGGGCUGUCACAGCUGAUCAGGGGGUGAGGGCGUCCAGAGGUUCCACUGAAUGCCCCUCACCCCCAGCCUGGGGAUGGCUUGUGUCUAUACAGGUUAUAAAAUGCUCAGGGGCUGGUCAGUUUAGGAGAUAAGCUGAACUUUGAAUGCUGGCAGGUGGUGCUUUGCCAUCCCACUUGGACUGCUGUGGAGGACUGAGUAAUUUGGAUUAUAGCAAGUGACCUUUUAGGGUGCCAGUUCCACUAUUUACCUGGAUAUAUUUGGUCAGAUGAAGCCCUGGUGUAAAGCAGGUGGAACUCCCUUAACUUCAGUGGAGGUUGAUUCCUCAGCCAUGACACUGCUGCUCGGCUAUGUCCAACUGACCGAUUCCACCUUUGCCGCUGCUGUCCUUUGCAUUGCUUUUAACCCGCUUUUCUGGAACGUGGUAGCAAGAUGGGAACACAAAACCCGAGUUCUCAGUAGAGUCUGUGGCUCUCCAUAUACUGCAUGUUACUGCCUGGGCGCUGUCAUCCUGCUGCUUAACUUUAUACGGAGCCAUUGUUUCACGGAAGCCAUGAGGAGCCAGCCGAAGCUGGAAGGUCUAGAUUGCCUCUCUGUCUACUAUGCAGGCUUGGCUGUUCUGGGAAUAGGGUUCUUGUUCGUCAUCUCCAGUUUUUUAGCACUGGGAUUCAUCGGGACAUUUUUGGGCGAUUACUUUGGCAUCCUGAAGGAGGAGAAAGUGACAAGCUUCCCGUUUAAUGUAAUGGACAAUCCCAUGUACUGGGGCAGCACUGCCUGCUACCUCGGCUGGUCCAUCAUGCAUGCGAGCCCAGCUGGCCUUUUACUGACAGCGGUAGUAGCGGUUUCUUAUAUGAUUGCAAUGCUGUACGAGGGACCCUUCACGGAAGAAAUCUAUCAGCAGAAACAGAAGGCGGCAAAGAAGAAAUAGCAGCGGCAGCAGGUGUGUUUGCAGAGUACUGAGGAGAGCGCAAGAGCCGGGUGAUUUCAAUAAGGGGAGUUGGUCUGCUGGGCCAUCCACCUGCGCGAGAUAAUUUGAUGGGAUAAGAGAACUCAGCCUGACUUCUAAUUAUGCCCUUCCCCGAGCUUUGCAUUCGCUGACUCUUUCUAAUCCCUCUCUCUAGUUCUCAAGAGAUUUUGAACUUCAAACCCCCACAAAACCCAGCUAGGAGGGUUUCUUCACAAUGCGUUUUGUUCCCACUUCCCAGUUGGUUCCAAAACAGCCAAGGCAAAAGUGUUUUGAUUAUAGGCUUGAACGUGAAAGAAAGGCAAAACCGGCAGGUAACCUUGAAGUUAAACAUUUAACCUCUAUAAAGCCGCAAGAAAAACCCAGCUACUGCAUAAGGCCGAGGUUCAAACGUAACAGGCGCGAUUGUGCAAAAGUGCACACACGCUCUGUGAGCCUGCAUCGUGGAUGUGCAAACCAGGUAAAGCCAUGCCUGACUGCCCCAUUGCAAGUGGAGAUCAGGUCAUUCCAGACACACAUUUGCACCUGCUUGUGUUAUGAAAAUUUAGCCCAAGCGGCCUGAUUUUUAGACUUGCACGUGUAAAGGCCUGUGCCAAAAGGCUUGGGCAAGUACCUGACUGGUCUGCAUGCACAGUUACUGCCACUGCACCUUUCGCUAGUCUUAAAUACACCAAAAUUUGGCCAAGAUUUUCCAAAAGUGACUAGUGAUUUUGGAGGCCACAAUUUUUGGAUGGCCAGAGUGAGACAUCUUCAAAGGACUAAUGGUCAGGAAGUGCUGAGUGGCCAUCAGGCCCCGUCAAAGUGCCUCAGGUUGGGCAUUCAAAAUCACUAGUCGCUUUUGCCAGUCUUGGCCAAAGCCCACUUAAGCUUCCAGCCUACUCUCUAGCAUCAAUGCGCAUCAGAUUAGACCUGCCACUGGUCCUACAAAGCAUGCCUCAUCGCAGCCAAAAGGAACCAUGCAAGAAACGGUUCUCCAAAGAAUUCUCUUUUUCACUUGCAAACAGCAGAAGUCAGAGAAUCCCAGGAUCUUGGUGUGGAUCUGAGAGGUGCUCAGAUGGUGGUGACAUAACAAUCUUUUUUAUUUUUCUCUCUUUCUCCUUUUGUGAGACAGUUUCUCGGGCUGCUCCACACACGACAUGGUUUGCUGGUCCUCUGGAUGUGUGAUUUGCCCAUUUUCCCUUUGAAAUGUCUCUUGCUAAUUAGCCAAACAAACCCCAUCCUGCCAAUGAAUUCUACCACGGCAGUUGUAACAAUCAGAGAAACAGCCAGAAUAAGAGAGCUAAAAGCACUCGCAGGAGCCCAGGAGUUCUGUAUGGCUCUCUCUACCCUUUAUGUCUCCUCCUAUUGCCCUGGCUCACAAAAGCUGAAGCUCAGACACACAAAGAAAGUAACCAAGAAGAAGGAGAUUAGCUCAGAGGACUAUCAUGCAGCACCUUUCAACCUUUCUCCCACCCAUCUUGGGAGGAAGCAAAACCAGUUUUUAGAAACCAGCAAAACAACACACAAAAAAACCCCCCAGCAAAACAAAACUCAGCUGUAUUUUCUAAUUACAGGGCCCAUGAAAUAGUAAACAGGGCCCCGGGGGGACAUUUGUAAAUAGUUUCUCAGGACAGCAGUCGCCUGUUCCAGCUGAUCUUUCCUGCAGAUGUCCCUGGAAUGAGACGGUUAAGUAGAGUGACUUUCAAAAGGCUGUACUGUAUUGAUGUCCGUAGUAUUCAGCUGACACUCUGCACUUUUAAUAUGGUGCAUUUAAUCCAGGCAUGAGCUGUAAUUGCACCAUUUGCUUGAAAAGUCGACACCUCUGACUUUGGCAGGCAUCCCGGUUUCUCUAAAUCCUGUGGUGACUUUGCAAAUAGCCUCUAUUGUGAAGGAGCGUGAAACACAUCAUGACUCCACCAAUCAGUGGGGGCAGAAGCUCCAUCCUCGCGGAUCAGCUGGUGUCCCACAGAAGGUGGCACUCUGCCAUCUUUGAACCAGCAACGGAGAAGGAAGGGAGGUGUCUGCAAAGCACUGUGACCUGGGAUCAUGUUCCUAGGGGAACAGGGCGAGCAGAAGCACCGUGCGAUGAGCGUAUUUCACCAGGGGGAAAUAAUGCAGGCACCUCCGAGAAGGGAAGAUGGCAGUGUUGUCUGGGGAGUAGCAUGAGGGGCUGGCAGUCGGGGCUCCUGAGUGCCUGAGCUCUGCCACUCCCUCAGUGGAAGUUUGGCAUCUAAAUACCCUUGAAGCUCUGGGCCUUAGGGCUCAGGUGUUAGAACUGUUGAGCCCCCGUAACUCCAGCUGAAGUCUAGGGGAGCUGCAGGUGCAAUCAUGGCCUGUGCCUCCUAUCGGUAACGCUGACCCUACCCUCACAGGGCUUUUGUGAGGCUUCAUUCAAAUUAACAUGCGGAAAGUGUUUUGAGAUGCUGGGCUGCAAGGUGCCAUGGAAGGGCACGGUGUCUCUCCGGAAAAGGGUCCCUGCAAAGAAUAGAGCCUUGAUUCAUUGUAGUCUCUAUUGAGCUGCCUUUUGACUGUCUCAUGCCCUCCGUCUUUUCAUUCCACUCACUGACUUGCUCCAUCGUUAUUAACGAGAGUGCUCGAUGGCGGUGCAGGGACAGCGUCUACGUGUUCGGUGCUUGAUCAAAGGGCAGGCGGGGUUCACUGUGCAGAGUGAAAGCUCGUCAGACGCCCCUCUUCUCUCUCUCUCUCUCUCUCUCUCUCACACACUCACACUCUCACUCUCUCUCUCUCUCUCUCUCUCUCUGCUACAAAAUGUUGUACCCUGGAUGAGCCAAAUGACCUCAGACAGUGUUGCCGAAGCACAGCGCCCCAACAGGAAUGUUCCAAUUUUCCUCCAUUAUUUUUUGCAGAGAGCCUGCAUUCCUGACCGCCAUCGCUGAUGCUACUGAUCUUUUCAUCUCUGUCCCGCUGCGGGGGUUUUAGGUUAUUUUUCUUUCUUCCCUAUUGUUUUCAUUAGCAUUGAGCCAUUCAGCCAUCCCUUCUGCACACCAGGGAUUGAAAUCCCAGCCCUUGUGUCUAGUUAUUCAAAAGAUACUAGGGUUCAAAUUCAUUCUGAACGGGAAUGGCAAAGGGUUAAAGCUCCCAGCCUGAGUGAAUGACGUGUAUGGACUCCUGUGAUGGUUAGAGGCACUCUGAGAAGAAAGCCAUGUGAAGAGUCAGUUUUAAUGAGGGAAUGGAAAGCCACGCGAAGGGGAGCUUGCAUUGUUACUGAGAGGAAUUGGGAUUAAAGCUAGAGAUUGGGAGUUAGGACUCCUGGGUUCCUAGGACACCACUGACCCACUCCAUGAUCUCAGGAAAGUCACUUAAUCUCUCCAUGCCUCGGCACCCCUGUUUGUGCAUUGGAAGUAAUAAUCUGACCCACGGCCCAGCAUUGUUGUGAGUAUUAAGUAGUGUUUGUAAAGCGCUGAGAUCGCUGGCUGGAAAGAACGUCAACACGUGGUAUAACCAGGGGCGGCUCCAGGCCCCAGCACACCAAGCACGUGCUUGGGGCGGCACGCCGCGGGGGGCGCUCUGCCGGUCACCAGGAGGGCAGCAGGCGGCUCCGGUGGACCUCCCGCAGGCGUGCCGGGACCGGCUACCGGCAGAGCGCCCCCCGCAGCGUGCCGCCGUGCUUGGGGCGGCAAAAUGUCUAGAGCCGCCCCUGGGUAUAACUGAGCAUGAUAAUGUCUUUAGUAAAUGCCAGUGGUCCUCUUACUCCCUAUAUUGUCUGCCAUUGUGAGUCUGCCGCCACCCUUGGUUCCCCCUGGAUUUCUUCUCUGUCGCAUCCAAACAGUCUAACAUCCACCUGAUUUAGUUCCUCUGCACAUUUCACUUCAAGUCUCUGGAACUCCCCACCUCCCUUUGUUUUUACUUUCUGAACUGGCUCCAGCAUCUGGGAAUCUUUGUGCAGGUGCCAGGAACGGGGGGGGGGGGAUUGCCAUGGCACAAACGUUGAUUUUUCUGCAAAUAAAAUGAAACCCCCAAACUGUGCCAGACCAUGUGUCACCUGUUGGUGCUUCUGUUUCCUCCUUUUGAGUCCACCCCUGUAAAAUAGUGGAACAUGCUGUAGCUUUUGCAUGGUUGUAAUUUGCUCCGUUCCCUUUAUAUGUCACUGCCUGAUGUUCCCAAAAGAGAAUUAAAUCCGUUUUUGAAUCAAA
Messenger RNA from Mauremys mutica (yellowpond turtle), 5095 nucleotides. RefSeq names its product phosphatidylethanolamine N-methyltransferase (gene PEMT). Bases 267 to 926 code for a protein of 219 amino acids. Lineage: Eukaryota; Metazoa; Chordata; Testudines; Geoemydidae. Gene Ontology annotation, molecular function: phosphatidylethanolamine N-methyltransferase activity. Gene Ontology annotation, biological process: phosphatidylcholine biosynthetic process. The record is from RefSeq and is a predicted model, not a curated record. The transcript has 8 exons.